Messenger RNA from Stereum hirsutum FP-91666 SS1, 1506 nucleotides. RefSeq lists its product as uncharacterized. Gene Ontology annotation, biological process: regulation of mRNA splicing, via spliceosome; mRNA processing. The transcript is spliced from 8 exons. Gene Ontology annotation, cellular component: spliceosomal complex. The record is from RefSeq and is a predicted model, not a curated record. Lineage: Eukaryota; Fungi; Basidiomycota; Agaricomycetes; Russulales; Stereaceae. The coding region runs from base 1 to 1506 and encodes 501 amino acids. Gene Ontology annotation, molecular function: RNA binding.
AUGGCUGACGCAGGUUUCUUCAAGGGCACGUCUGCCGACCAAGACCGGAGGUUCUCCGACAAGGAGCUAAAACUCUUAAAGUCAAUGAAGUUCCCUCCCGAAUUCGACAAAAAGGUUGACAUGCGCAAAGUCAACUUGACUGUCAUACGUCCAUGGGUAACCAAGAAAGUCAUAGAGCUCGUCGGCUUCGAGGACGAAGUCGUCGUAGAGUAUGCUAUGGGCUUGCUAGAAGACGAGUCAUCACCAACGCCCGACCCCAAAAAGAUGCAAAUAAACCUGACAGGUUUCCUCACCAAAUCUACCGCUUCAUUCAUGUCCGCCCUUUGGGCACUCCUCCUCGAAGCGCAGGAAUCACAUGCUGGCAUCCCGAAAACAUUCGUUGAGGAGAAGAAAGCCGAAAUGCGUCAGGCAAAAGAGGGCGAUACGCGCGCUUUGGACGAGAGAGAUCAGGGAGAGGACGGGGCCGUGGUCGAGGUGGGUUUGGCUACGAUUCGGAGAGGGGUGGCGGUGGCGGAAGAGGAGGUGGUCGUGGAGGAGCCAGGGACAGUGGAUGGGGAAAUAGAGGCGGCCCUCGGGGUGGUUACGACGGUGGUCCCAGAGGUGGCGGAGGGCGUCGUUUCCGCUCGCGCUCUCGUACUCGCUCCCGUAGCCCACCCCGUCGUCGUUCUCGUUCUCGCACCCCUUCAAGUGAUCGUUCCUCUCGUUCCCGAACACCACCUGCCCGUCGUGCGCCCCUACCACCACCACCACCUCGCGGUCGCUCUCGUUCCACUUCCCGAAGCCCCCCACCCCGCAGCAGCCGUGAUCGCCCUCCUUCCAUCUCCAGCCGCAGCUCUCGUUCUCGUUCUCGCUCUCGUUCCCCGACUCCCGUCCGUCGUCCUCGUUCCAUCUCUCGCUCUCGCUCUCCACCGUCCCCUCCCACCCGGCGCCGCCGUCGUUCCCCUUCGUACUCUCCACCCCCUCCGAGGAGACGCGGAGGCGGCGGUCGUGGUGGCAGGGGGUCGAGGAGGGGAAGAGAUAGUCGGAGUCCACCGCCAAGAAGGCGAAGGAUUAGCUCGAGCAGGAGUAGGAGUCGUAGCCGGAGCCCGUAUGCCAGGAGUCCGCCGAGGAGGAGGAGAAGUCCUACGCCCAAUGACAGGGACAGAAGAAGGCGCCUGUCACCUGUUGAUAAUCGAAGAGGUGGUGGCGGAAGAGAUAGAGGCGUUCGGAGGAGUCGGAGCAGGAGCAGGAGCAAGGAUAGCAGGAAGAUGGACUGGUGGUGAUGGUGGCGGACUGAAAAUCAAGGGACAGGCGGAAGUGGAGCGAAGGAAAAGUAAAUGGGAGGAAGAGGAGAAGCAAUCCGGUACAGAUAAGAGAUCGGACAGGGAAGAGCUAGAAAAGAGGGAAAACGAACUCAAGGAGAAGGCGUUGAGAAAUAAGGUUGUCAGGACGCGCAAGCCGAGCGGGCAGAAUUCCGGUGGCAGCGGCAGCGGAGGAUCUGGCUCGAUUUCAGCAAGUGGCGAGUAA